AUGGGGAUUCAGACGAUGGGAUCUCAAGGUAAUGGGCAACAGUCUCAUUUACAGCCUUCAUCUUUGUCUAGGCAAGGUUCAUGGUAUAAUCUUACUCUUGAUGAGGUUAAUAGUCAAUUAGGAGACUUAGGGAAGCCAUUAGGGAGCAUGAACCUUGAUGAGCUUCUUCAAAAUGUGUGGACUGCUGAAGCAAGUAAGUCUUCCGUGAUAGGCACGGAUAGUCAGAACAUGUCGUCCUCUUCCUCGCUUCAACGGCAGGCCAGCCUAACGCUCGCUCGUGCGUUGAGUGGGAAGACAGUGGAUGAUGUGUGGAGAGAAAUUCAGCAAGGUCAGAAGAAAAGGUACGGAGAGGAAGUGAAAAUUCAGGAGGUAGAAAUGACUCUUGGUGAGACUACCUUGGAAGAUUUCUUGGUGCAAGCAGGCCUUUUUGCUGAAGCUUCUAUCAGUCCAGCUGUGGGAUUGGAUACAGUGGAGUGCUCCGCUGCUCAAGGUUUCCAGCAGAAAACAGGCCUGUCAUCCUCCCCUUCUAUUGGCAGCUUAUCGGACACCCGACUGGGCCGGAAAAGGGAUGCUCCUGAUGCAUAUGAGAAAACUCUGGAAAGGAGGUUGAGGAGGAAAAUCAAGAAUAGGGAAUCUGCUGCUCGGUCACGAGCUCGAAAACAGGCUUACCAUAAUGAACUGGUUGGUAAGGUUUCCCGUCUAGAAGAAGAAAAUGUAAAGCUAAAGAGAGAGAAGGUACCAGACCACAUUCAUGUUUUCUUUUCACAACUAUGUUCAACAUUCCUUGUGUUUGUUAUAUAG
This is a messenger RNA of Sphenostylis stenocarpa, 801 nucleotides long. NCBI's taxonomy places the organism in Eukaryota, Viridiplantae, Streptophyta, Magnoliopsida, Fabales, Fabaceae. The record is from the annotation of a GenBank genome assembly.